GGAGGAGGGAAGAACCAAGAAAGAAGCAAAAGCAGAGCCUGUAUCCCAGUUAACCUGCUGGAGCUCAUGCUGCUUGGUCUGAGCCCUGCACCAACUCACCCACUUCCCUCUCUCCUUGGGUGUCUUCUUCCCCGCUUCCUCUCCUUUCCUCACUGCACCCUGCACCCUCUACCCACUCCCCCACCCACCACUUCUGCAUCUGACCAGAGGACGAAUGAGGGAGACGUUCCAGCAAAUCAAGGUAGCAACUUUCCUCAGCUGGUUUCUGGGCUCCAGGAGCGGGAUCCUGCUGAUUCUUGGAGGUCUGCGGUCCAUGAAGGAGGAGAGCGAGCAGUGAUGGGCUAAGGACCGGUGCACUAAGCCCCAAGCAGCUCAGUCUCACAAACCCACUCCUACCCGUCCCCACGCGGGUUCCCUGUAUCUCGCUCUCCUGAGAGCAAAGAGCGCGCGGCGUGCAGCCUGGGAGCAUCCAAGGAGGAUGAGGCUGGGACCCAGCCCAAGUUGGGUGUAUUUCGCGGGCGUGAGGCCACGACUGUGUCUCGUCAUGAAUUAAGAAGCUUGGAAGAUGGAGCGCGGCACAGUUCUCAUAAAGCCCGGGCUCUGGACCAGGGACACCAGCUGGACACUCCUCUAUUUCCUGUGCUACAUCCUCCCGCAGACCGCCCCGCAAGUGCUCAGGAUCGGAGGGAUUUUUGAAACUGUGGAAAAUGAACCCGUUAAUGUUGAAGAAUUAGCUUUCAAGUUUGCAGUCACCAGUAUUAACCGAAACCGAACCUUGAUGCCUAACACCACAUUAACCUAUGACAUCCAGAGAAUUAAUCUUUUUGAUAGUUUUGAAGCCUCCCGGAGAGCUUGCGACCAGCUGGCUCUUGGUGUGGCCGCCCUCUUUGGCCCUUCCCACAGCUCGUCUGUGAGUGCUGUGCAGUCCAUUUGCAAUGCUCUGGAAGUUCCACACAUUCAGACUCGCUGGAAACACCCUUCUGUGGACAACAGAGACUUGUUUUAUAUUAACCUCUACCCAGAUUAUGCAGCUAUCAGCAGGGCAGUCCUGGACCUGGUCCUCUAUUACAACUGGAAAACAGUGACUGUGGUGUAUGAAGACAGCACAGGUCUAAUUCGCCUGCAAGAGCUCAUCAAAGCUCCCUCCAGAUACAACAUUAAAAUCAAAAUCCGCCAGCUGCCCUCUGGGAAUAAAGAUGCCAAACCUCUGCUCAAGGAGAUGAAGAAAGGCAAAGAGUUUUAUGUGAUAUUUGAUUGUUCACACGAGACGGCUGCUGAAAUCCUUAAGCAGAUUUUGUUCAUGGGGAUGAUGACUGAAUACUACCACUACUUCUUCACGACCCUGGACUUGUUUGCUUUAGACCUGGAACUUUACAGGUACAGUGGUGUAAAUAUGACUGGGUUUCGGUUGCUGAAUAUUGACAACCCUCACGUGUCAUCCGUCAUUGAGAAGUGGUCCAUGGAAAGGUUGCAGGCCCCACCCAGACCCGAGACUGGCCUUCUGGAUGGCAUGAUGACAACUGAAGCAGCUCUGAUGUACGACGCUGUGUACAUGGUAGCUAUUGCUUCACAUCGUGCCUCACAGCUGACUGUCAGCUCCCUACAGUGCCAUCGACACAAGCCAUGGCGCCUUGGACCCCGAUUUAUGAACCUGAUCAAAGAGGCUCGGUGGGACGGUUUGACUGGGCGUAUCACCUUCAAUAAGACCGAUGGCUUGAGGAAGGAUUUUGACCUGGACAUUAUCAGUCUCAAAGAGGAAGGAACUGAAAAGGCUGCUGGUGAAGUGCCUAUGCACUUGUAUAAAGUGUGGAAGAAGAUUGGAAUUUGGAACUCCUACAGUGGGCUGAACAUGACGGAUGGCAACAAAGACAGGUCCAACAACAUCACUGAUUCUCUGGCCAACCGGACACUCAUUGUCACCACCAUUCUGGAAGAGCCCUAUGUGAUGUACAGGAAAUCCGAUAAGCCCCUCUAUGGAAACGACAGAUUUGAAGGAUAUUGCCUGGAUCUACUAAAAGAAUUGUCAAAUAUCCUGGGUUUCCUUUAUGAUGUUAAACUAGUUCCCGACGGCAAAUAUGGAGCCCAAAAUGACAAAGGAGAGUGGAAUGGGAUGGUUAAAGAACUCAUCGAUCACAGAGCUGAUCUCGCAGUGGCCCCUCUCACCAUCACUUAUGUAAGGGAGAAAGUCAUAGACUUCUCCAAGCCCUUCAUGACCUUGGGCAUUAGCAUCCUUUACCGGAAGCCCAAUGGAACCAACCCGGGCGUCUUCUCCUUCCUCAACCCCCUGUCUCCGGACAUUUGGAUGUAUGUGCUGCUGGCCUGCUUAGGAGUCAGUUGUGUGCUCUUUGUGAUUGCCAGGUUUACACCCUACGAAUGGUAUAAUCCCCACCCGUGCAACCCCGACUCAGACGUGGUGGAAAACAAUUUCACUUUGCUAAAUAGUUUCUGGUUUGGAGUUGGAGCUCUCAUGCAGCAAGGAUCAGAGCUGAUGCCCAAAGCUCUAUCGACCAGAAUAGUUGGAGGAAUAUGGUGGUUUUUCACCCUAAUCAUCAUUUCAUCCUACACUGCCAACCUGGCUGCCUUCUUGACAGUAGAGAGGAUGGAAUCUCCCAUCGAUUCCGCUGACGAUCUGGCGAAACAAACGAAGAUAGAAUACGGAGCAGUCAGAGACGGCUCAACAAUGACCUUCUUCAAGAAAUCAAAGAUCUCCACCUAUGAGAAAAUGUGGGCGUUUAUGAGCAGCAGGCAGCAGAGCGCACUGGUUAAAAACAGCGAUGAGGGGAUCCAGAGAGUGCUGACCACCGACUACGCCCUGCUGAUGGAGUCCACCAGCAUUGAGUACGUGACACAGAGGAACUGCAACCUCACCCAGAUCGGGGGCCUUAUAGACUCCAAAGGUUACGGAGUGGGAACUCCUAUAGGCUCUCCUUACCGGGAUAAGAUCACAAUUGCCAUUCUUCAACUACAAGAAGAAGGGAAGCUGCACAUGAUGAAAGAGAAAUGGUGGCGAGGAAACGGCUGCCCUGAAGAAGAGAGUAAGGAAGCCAGUGCUCUGGGAGUGGAAAAUAUUGGGGGCAUCUUCAUUGUUCUGGCUGCAGGACUUGUCCUUUCUGUGUUUGUGGCCAUUGGAGAAUUUAUAUACAAAUCACGGAAGAACAAUGACUCUGAGCAGUGUCUCUCUUUCAAUGCCAUCAUGGAAGAGCUGGGAAUCUCACUCAAGAAUCAGAAAAAAUUAAAGAAAAAGUCAAGAACUAAGGGCAAAUCUUCCUUCACAAGUAUCCUUACUUGCCAUCAGAGACGGACUCAGAGAAAAGAGACUGUGGCAUGAUCCCAGAGCAUACCUGGAGGCACCGUCCCAGGAGAAGAAGGCCAUUCCCACUACACAUAUGUGGAGGAAGGAUUUUUGACAAGAAAGAGACGUGUUUUCACAUACCUUUAUCCGUAACUCCAAUCAUGGAUAGAGGUAGAAGAAAUGCACAAUUUUUAAGCUCACAUAGAUAUUAUUCAGAAGUGAAACAUUCUUUUCAGAUGAAUUUGUAUGCACACUUAUUUUGCAUUUUCUCUUUUCCCCCAAUAUAUUGCUAUGUGUGCUUUCUAUAUAAUAAUAAAC
Molecule: messenger RNA, 3610 nt
Organism: Myodes glareolus (Bank vole)
Lineage: Eukaryota; Metazoa; Chordata; Mammalia; Rodentia; Cricetidae
Source: RefSeq, a predicted model, not a curated record